Andrographis paniculata is the source of this 1735-nucleotide messenger RNA. RefSeq lists its product as uncharacterized. The transcript has 2 exons. Bases 1 to 1419 code for a protein of 472 amino acids. NCBI's taxonomy places the organism in Eukaryota, Viridiplantae, Streptophyta, Magnoliopsida, Lamiales, Acanthaceae. The record is from RefSeq and is a predicted model, not a curated record.
AUGGCUCGUCGCAUUUUCCGGAUAGUCCUUGUCCUAAUAGUCGCGUUGGUGGCCAAGGGGCAACCUGACAAACCAAAGAAGGUCAAGUGUGAAGAUAAGAAGAACUUCCGGGCAUGCUCUAAUAGAGAUCUAUACUGCCCUGCUACUUGUCCGAGUACCUGUGUAGUCGACUGCUGGCUAUGCCAGCCUGUUUGUACCCCACCGCCACCACCACCACCUCCUCCACCACCCAAACAACCCAAACCGCGCAAUGUCAAGUGCCAAGAUAAGUCGUACAAAAAGACAUGUAAUCAGCGCAUGUCUUGCCCUGCUGCCUGCCCAAGGACCUGUAGUGUUGAUUGUGUCAAAUGCCAGCCUGUUUGUGGGCUACCACCUCCGGCACCAACUUACAGCCCUCCGCCCGUGGUCACUCCAACCCCACCUCCUCCACCUCCAAAUUCCAACCCAUCAGGGCCACCUAGUCCAAGUCAUGGCUCGCCUCCACCAGAAAUGGCUCCAAGCCCUCCCGACAGUUCUGAGGCUGCAGGUGGGAAGAGAGUCCGUUGCAAGAAUAGUGCAUAUCCCGGCUGCAAUUACCAGGAGCAUCAGUGUCCUGCAGAUUGUCCUAACCAUUGUGAGGUCGACUGCGUCACCUGCAAACCAGUAUGCAACUGCAACAUGCCUGGAGCUGUAUGUCAAGACCCGAGAUUCAUCGGAGCUGAUGGAAUCACCUUUUACUUCCACGGCAAGAAGGAAAGGGACUUCUGCCUGGUUUCCGACACCAACCUGCAUAUCAAUGCGCAUUUCAUUGGUAGGAGAAUUGAGAACAUCGGAAGGGACUUCACCUGGGUUCAGUCUCUGGGAAUCCUUUUUGGCAAACAUCAGGUCUUCAUUGGUGCCAAGAAGACAGCUACUUGGGACGAUGCAGUCGACCGGUUACAGCUAUCCUUUAAUGGGAUGCCUGUCAUCCUUCGGGAACAAAAAGGUGCAAAAUGGCAGCCGGCAUUCUCGCCAGGGAUUCUCAUAACAAGGUCGCAUGACACCAAUGCAGUUGUAAUAGAAGUCGAAGGUAACUUUCAGAUCAAAGCAGCUGUAGUCCCCAUCACUGAAAAAGAUUCAAGAAUUCACAAGUAUGGAAUCACGGGUGACAACUGCUUUGCUCAUCUAGAUCUGGGGUUCAAAUUUUACUCAUUAAGUGACAGCGUAAAUGGGGUGCUGGGACAAACAUAUGCAAGAAAUUACACAAGUAGAGCGAAGAUGGGAAUAGACAUGCCUGUUUUAGGAGGAGAGAAGGAGUUCGCCUCUUCGAACAUCUUCUCCACAGACUGCACUGUUGCCAGGUUCGCGGGAACACAGACGAGCAUUUCAAACGAUUUUCAGUUCAUGGACUUGAGCUGUUCAAGUGGCAGCAAUGGCAGUGGAGUGGUGUGCAAGAGAUGAACAUGUAACAUCUUUUGCUGCAACAGCCAAUACUAAUCCAAGAAUAUUGAAUUGCUAUGUCAUAAAAGAAUAAUAAGGGCAGAUCACAAAAGGAAAUCUGUACCUGGAUCAAGUAUUUGAUUUAUGUAUUCUAGCACAAGUGUCUUCUUUUGUGAUAGUAUGAUCAUUCAUUUCCAAACUAGUUAAGAAUGAAUUCUAACUUAUACCUGAUGCCUCCAAACUGGGAUUCUGCUACAAAUGCUACGAAUGAACAUGUUUCCAACUUCUCAAAGUCUAAACAAAAAAAAAACCAAAACAAUGGAGCUAUAUAUUUCAA